GAAAUAAUUUGAUUUCUGGUCAAAUUGAUCAUUAUAGAAUCGCGAAAAAAACUUUCUAAAGAAAAAUUACUGCCUCUUCCAUCACGCUUUUCUUUAUCAACGAAAUGUCUCCGUUGCUCAGAUCAUGUUUUAUCCAGAUUCACCGAAGAUGGUACAGGUCUUGGUCGAUGCUGGACCAAUAAUGUCCGCGACGUACCGAACAUGAUCGCGCGAUCCAUGGUUCACCAUUUCCUCGGCGGAUGAAGUGAAAGCCAUGAUCGAGGCUGGAGUAGAAUGUAAAGAAGUCGGUGCGAUUCGAGAGAGGGAAACCGCUUUGCUGUCCAGUUACUCCAAGGCAAGCUGAAAGGAAUGUUGAGCGGUGUGCAUCGCAACGCCAACGAGUUCUCUCACACUGAACAUCUCUAAUCAACGUCAACAUCAUCGACGACGCGCCAUUGAUUGAAAAUUCAUGCUUUGACAGAGAAUGAAAUCAAAUUGAAUAUGAUGCUGCCGAGGUACAUUAUUAUCGCAAUAUCUCUAAUAUAUGUUACAGAAUGCGCGACCCAAGUUUACAAGAGUCACUCGGUCGAGACUGCAGUAGUGGUCAAACCGGCAGUCGCGAACGAUGACUUUAUUACACAAACCGUCUACGGAUUCUUGGAUUUUACCACCACUAUUGGUAAUACAGUGAUGGUGUUCAGCCCGCAAAGCGCGCCAUCAGCCAGUGAGAAGGAAAAGAAAAGCACCGUUUCGAUUAUCCAAACGAAGCCGAGCGAAACGAAGGAAAAAGUGGCUCCCGCUAUUCAACCAAGCAAAACGUACAAGACUAAUACCGAGGAAGAAACGAAAAAGCAAGUUAAAGGAACGAAGGUUGUUGUGAAUUCAGUGAUCGAACAGAACGUUAUUAAUUCCUCCGAUGAUAAUGGAUCGAGAAAUGUAAAAGAUCAAGAAGCAAAGACUCAAACUCAAGCGAUGACAAAGAGUCCUGUAGUAUCCUCGCAAGUGCAAAUAAAAUCGAAGGAUGAAGCGCCUGUGAUUAAGAACAAUCUUGCCGAACCUGAAUAUGAUUUCCUCUCGAAGCAGCCUACGGAAAUAGUCGAUGAGACGUACAAGUUGAUCAAUUUGAGGCCGUCGUCAAAAGCUCACGGGAAACCGAGGCCGACUGGUCGUCGGGAGAAGGAGAAUCCAACUGGACUGGUCACGAAGCUCGGUGGAACUAUCGUUAAAGACGGACUGACUACUGUUCACGAAACAAGCGUGAUCGGCACCUACAUAAAUGGGAAAUACGCCCAGGUCCUUCAGAGCUCGUCGAGAAUACUUUCUGGCACGCCGCCCGUUCCAGAAGGCAAAAUCCGUCCCUCGAGCACGCAACGUAUCCUGAAGACUAUCGGGCCCCAACAAGGAAAGCUGAAACCGCAACUGGAACCCACACCAACCCAUCAGCAAGAAGAAUCAUCCUUACCUCUCGAAGUUUUGUUUAGCGCUCCCGCUGGUUCCACGGUAAGAAGCACUCGAAAAAAUUCAACUCCAAACUCAUCGCGGCCGAAAUUCCGGAACAAGAUUAACGAUGAUUACGAGAACAGUGGGGAAGUGCAAAAAUCGAAGCCGAGCAAGAAUCGUAGCAACACAACCUCAAGGCCAGGUUACAAAAAUCGAAAUCCUCCGACGACGACCACCGAGCCGCCCAUCACUCGCCGUCGCACAGGUUUUCGGCCCAACAAUCAACCAUCGAGUUUGCCCUCGAAGCAGAUUAACAAAAGUAAGAACGACCAGCAACCAAUCGCUUCGAAUCCUUUGCCGAAACCGAAGUUGCCAAGAACGCAGGGCCGCUGGUCCUACAAGACGACGCCCAAACCGAGGAUAGCUAUUCGAAAACAAGUGGAUAUCGAGGAGGAUCAACGAGGCUCGAUGUCCGUCGAAACUAGCACGACCGAGGCUCCGUCUGGCGUGGACGAGGGGAAGACUACCGCCGCGUCCUCGCCCCCCUCGUCGACAACGUCCACCUCAGUGACGAGCGGCCAAACGGUUAACGGUCAGAGAAAAAUUCAAGAAGUGGGGAACGACGACGAGUUGGACCCGAGCGAAAGCGAGGAUGUGGCCAGCGUGAGCGUUCAGGAUCAACAUUCCGAGCAACAAAUUUUACCGAUCGAAACGAUCAACGUCGAGAUCUCGACGGCCGCUGAUAUGAGCAACGUGUAUUUCGAAAUUGCCACUAUUAAAUCGCCGUACACAUUCCAGGUUGGAACGUUGAGGAAUACCCGUUACGUGACGGUUACCUCGACGAUGAAGAAAUCAUUUUCAACGAUGGAUCCGUCCACAACUAUAUCCCCGACAGAGCCAUUGACCGAAAAUUUGCUCGCGAAUACGGGAGCGGCGUACGAAACGACGUUGCCAUUGGACUCGGCUGUGGCAACUCUCCCAGCGAUAUCUUUGGAAACCGGGCAAGCGACCCCACCUUUAGAGACAUUGACCGAAACAUUCUCCACGACUCAAACGUUGCUCAAAACUCAUCUGCUCCCGGUCGUUUCCGGCAACAACACGACCAAGAUCACUCUCGUUCAAACGUACAACAUAGCGCGAGUUGUCACUGCAACGAAGACAUUGCCGCCCAUGGACAUCUACCAGUUCAUCCCGAGCAAAGCGUUGAACGAGUUCAACUCGAAACUGGACGAGGCAGGUAGCGAGCUUCAUCUAGAGUUGGACGUCGGUGACGAGGAGAGGGACGACGACGAUAUUCCUAAAAGAGUGGUCGCUCCUAACAACGAAAUGGACGGGGAUUUGGAACCGUUCAAAUCGAUUUCCUCGUCGAAGGUGAAACCCAUGGAGACGCAGAGCGCCUCCAUAGAAUCCCAAUUGACUCCAGAUCAAUUGGCUCUGUUGAAAUAUUUCGGUCAACAGCAACCGCAAGUGAUCACCACGUCGCGACCAAUCGUUGUUCUCGAAACUCUCUACGAGUCCCACGUGAUCCCUGUGGUAAACAAUGGGAACACGAUAUACUCGACGUUGUCGAGGCCGGUCGGAACCGUGCCCCGCACCUCCUACGAAUACGGGACGUCCACCAUUGCGCCUGUUUUAACGCCUCAAUUGCCGCCACAAUUGCCCCACCAAUUGCCACUGUUCCCCCAACAACCUCAGUUCACUGUGACCAGCGCUCCGCUCAUCACCCAAACUCUCGCGACUCUUUCCGAUUCGAAGGUGUUGAAACUCACUUUCGGGGCGAAAACCGCUUACACCACGUUAUUCUCGAGCAGAGUGGUUCCCACUGAAAUCACCACCUACGUCACGACAACCGUACCUGUUCAACCGACGGUCGCACCUUUCCCUGGAUAUUAUCCACCGCCUGUCGGUUACCCACCUUUCCCAUUCGUGGGAUAAAGUUUCGCGCAGGCUCGCGCUUCAACGUGCGGAGAAAUACACGAAUGAAGAAAUAAUAGGGAAUUUUAUUUUCCGAAUGUUUUUGUUUUUGUGGAGGGGGAAGGAGAAAAAAAAAAGAACGUUUGGAUCAGAUAAAUCAUCGACAGAUCGUGAAAGUGAUCGGGAAAGGGGGAAAAAAAAAUAAAUAAAUAAAACGACAAUGUUAAUGACUAAACUUUAUACGGAUACGUAUAGAAA
Molecule: messenger RNA, 3591 nt
Organism: Apis mellifera (honey bee)
Lineage: Eukaryota; Metazoa; Arthropoda; Insecta; Hymenoptera; Apidae
Product: mucin-5AC
Exons: 9
Coding region: 481-3354 (957 amino acids)
Source: RefSeq, a predicted model, not a curated record